Messenger RNA from Phytophthora sojae, 927 nucleotides. RefSeq lists its product as hypothetical. The record is from RefSeq and is a predicted model, not a curated record. The transcript has 2 exons. The annotation marks the transcript as partial. NCBI's taxonomy places the organism in Eukaryota, Oomycota, Peronosporomycetes, Peronosporales, Peronosporaceae.
CAGCGUGUCAUUGAGGACGUCGGAUACAAGUAUAAUGUUCUCUAUGUGAAGUACCAGUGCACCCGCAAAGUUGCAAGCGGAAAGGCCAGGACGUUUUCAACGUUGAGCUCUAGCUUUCUCGAGGCUAACCCAGACGUGGCAGUACAUCUCCCGUUCGUCAUUACCAAGAAAAUGCAGUUUUCUAAGCGGUUAAUGGAGCACGUUCAUGAACAAAAUUCUCUCUCCCAAUGGAUUAUCGCGUACUACGAGUUGCUCUCAAAGUUUGAUUAUGCAGUCGGCCAGAAGUACCGCGAAAAUGCCGCUUAUUUGCCGCCGAUCCCGCCCACCGUCGAUGCAUACCUGAAAAAAAACAAGGUGGUGUCACAAAGCUCAAUGACCGACGCCUGGUUGGCGUACACUGAAUUAUACGGCUCUCUGUGUGAAGUAGUAAUGAAGCAGACCAAAGUGAAGAAGGUCCUGCGUGCUGAUCACUCGGUGAAGUUCUGCAAACGAUUGAAACUGUGGAGCGGUCAUGGACAACGUGAUAAUCUAGCAGACGCAAAAAUGUUGCUUCUGUUGCAAAAUGAAAUCGGGCAGAUAGUUGGUCGGCGUCUGACGAGCUCCGAAAACAAAGAUGAGACCAUGCAACUACUCUCUGACGUUCGACUGCAGCUCGAUGCAGACGGCGACUGCUAUUUCAUCUCUGAUAAUGCGGCAGCCGUGCGGAAAUUCGUUGUGGAAGCGCUGGGCGAUUCUGUCGUUGUCAAACAGGAUCCUUUCCAUGUGAUUCAACGCUUCAGCCAAAAGCUGAAGUCAAAACCCAAGCGGAAGUUGCUGUGCCAGGAGUUGUCAAGUGCGAUGUAUGACGUAGAUCGUGAGUUAAGACCCCCGGUGGAAAUGGAAGCUAACUUGCGAGCAGUGCUUAGCAAGAUAAGUGAUAGCGAGUUG